GUCGGGGGCAAAAUGGCGGCGGCGGCGGGGGCCGCCUUGCUGGGCAAGGGGCUGGACAUCAGCCUGGCGGCGCUGCAGCAGCACGACCCCUACAUCAGCAGCAUCGUGGACGUGGCCAGCCAGGUGGCGCUCUACACCUUCGGGCACCGCGCUAACGAGUGGGAGAAGACUGACGUGGAAGGAACGCUGUUUGUUUACACAAGGUCAGCUUCUCCCAGGCAUGGCUUCACCAUUAUGAACAGGCUGAGCAUGGAAAACCGAACAGAGCCCAUCACUAAAGACUUAGAUUUCCAGCUCCAGGACCCUUUUCUUCUUUACAGAAAUGCCAGAUUGUCCAUUUAUGGGAUUUGGUUUUAUGAUAAGGAAGAAUGCCAAAGAAUUGCAGAGCUCAUGAAAAACCUAACUCAGCGGGAACAAUUUAAGGCACAGCAAGGAACUGGAGCUGGUAUCUCCCCAAUGUUCCUUAACUCGGGCAAUAGCAAAGAAGUGGAUAUCUUACGGAUGCUUACUAAGGCCAAGGAUGAAUAUACCAAGGUUGUUGCCAGCUUUUAUCUUGAGCCUUACGGGGCUACCGUCCUGAAAUCAGUUGGAAGUUUUGCUUCCUUCCCUUCUUCAUCCCCUAUGUUUGGGGAGGAUAACAAAAGCUUUAUGAGCCACAAGUGUAAGACCUGUUCAGAGCCCAAACAAAUAACCAGUUCCUCUGCUAUUUAUGACAACCCCAACCUGAUCAAACCAAUCCCAGUGAAGCCCAGUGAAAAUCAGCACCAGCGAAUACCUCAACAAGGCAAGAGCCUGGAUUCUGAACCACAGCACUUGUCCCUUACAGCACUGUUUGGAAAACAAGAAAAACCUAGCCCAUACCAGGAUGUCUCAGAUCAGUCACAAAAACAGCACCAAGAGAAAUGUUCCAUGCGGCAGGGAGUAGUGCGCUCACUGUCCUAUGAGGAACCCAGCAGACAUUCACCCUCAGCAGAGAAGCAGCUUUGUCCAGCCAUUCAGAAACUUAUGGUACGGGGGACAGACCUUCACCCACUGGCUGAAUUUCCUGAGAACCGGAUGUGUGAAAAUGGCAGUGUCCAUUCUGUUGGGGAGGCUUUUACUGGACUCUUCCAACCUGUAACUUCUCAUGGUAUUGCUCCAUCUCAUCCAGUGCAGGAUACAGCAGGCACUCAGAGCUUGCUACACCAACUGCAGAGCCAGUCCGGAUCAUUGACCAAAAUGGACCCCAGUGCUACAGGACCUGUAAAUUCAACAGCUUCAGUCUUCAGCAGAACUCCUGCAGCUGCAGCAUCAACAACACAAAUAAAUAACAUGACCCAGCCACAUCUUGUAUAUUUCAAUGGCUGCCUUCCUACCCAGACUUUAGGGCCUCAAACCCUUGGUAAAGAACCACCCAAACUUCCUAGACAGCCACUCUCUCUCUCCAGCAACCAGCCAACUAGUUCUGGGGUGAUUUCACCCCAAGAGUUAUUGAAAAAACUUCAAAUAGUGCAACAGGAGCAACAGCUACAUGUAUCCAGCAGACCUACGUUGGCAGCUAAGUUUCCUGUGGUUAUGCAGAGCAGCAACACAUUGAAACUGGACUCCUGGAUAGACAAGGCACCGGGUGCAGAAAAGCAGAGCCCUCUCUUUCAGGUCAUUUCACCUCAGCGCAUUCCUGCGACAGUGACUCCUACGCUCUUGAUGUCUCCAAUGGUGUUCACUCAGUCCACGCCUGCUCCACCAAAAGCAAAUGAAAGUGGGCGGUUGCCACCCUCAAACCAAGAACCAGCUGCCAAUUCAGGUAGCCUUAUCCUGCCUAUGCAGAACCUGGAGCCAUCUCUGGUAAACAACAACCCAAUGACUAAGAUACAGCUGCAGGAAACACUUUUACACCUGAUCCAGAAUGAUGACAACUUCUUAAACACAAUCUAUGAAGCUUAUCUCUUCAGUGUGAGAAAGGCAGCAAUGAAAAAAUCUGUGUAAAUGAUAGUUUUUAAUUAAAUUUCUAUGACUUCCUGAACUCCAGGAGAAAAAAAAAUAAAAGUGAAAUGAAAUAAAUGGUCCUAGACACUUUACACACACUUAAAUAUUGCUUGUUGGCAAGUACGUGCUGUACUGAGAAACGAGUGGGUGGAAACUGAUUGUGCCUUCCUGGGGGGAGGGGGUUGGGUCACAGCACUAAAAACGUGAAAUCACAAAAUAUCUGAAAUUGUAUUUUUUUACAUGGGCCCAUUGCUAGAUUUCUUAUGUUUCUCCUAUAAAGACUCUGUUCUCAGAGUUCAGUCUCCUUUUUAUUUAUAGCUAUGGUUAUUCAUUGACUAGUUAUUUUACCUGAACCUUCUCUGACAGAGAUAUUGCAUCACUUAUACAACCCUGGGUUAGCAUGAAUGGUGCCCGGUCCAAGCCACAAGGUGGCAAUGUUGAACUGUUUUUAGACGCAUGAAAAUAUUGGUGAAAUUCAGGACUAGGGAGAUCUCUUGAAGCUGGGAUUGUUUCUGACUUGUCUUCAAGGAGUUUAAACUUGUGUGAAAGAAAUGUGAUGAUUUUCCCCCCAGAAAUCUUUGUAGAAAAACCUUUUAUUUUAAUUCCUGAACGUUUAUAGAAAGUUGUAGAAAUGGAAAUCUGAAGUUUUAAAAAUUUAUAGAGUAGCUUUAUUGUUAGUGACUGUUCUUGCUCUACAUGCAGAUGUGGGAUAGCCUUGGAUUCAGGUGUCUCUUCUUCCAAAAAAUCUACAUAAUUCUAAGCAAUAUAUAAACUUGUCAAGAGAGAAGCUAUUUAGUUCACAAGUGCUUUUCCAGCAUGUUCCAAGAGCAGGUGGAAAAAUGGUUUCAAUGAUCCAUUUAUAAAGAAAAUAAAAUGGAUUAUCCAUACUAUGCAGUGGAUUCAUCGUAUUACCACAUGAACUAAGUAGUACUGAAAGAACAAUUUUCAGUUGUUUAAGGUGAGAUUUUAAUGUACUCCUAGACUUGUACAAAAGUAAAGUAGAAUGCAUUGGCCUCAUGUUCCUUGUUAACACCUCAAUUAUGGUUUAAAUCAGUUGGAAUAAAUACCUAAAACAAAUGUGA
Molecule: messenger RNA, 3047 nt
Organism: Gavialis gangeticus (Gharial)
Lineage: Eukaryota; Metazoa; Chordata; Crocodylia; Gavialidae
Gene: DCP1B
Product: decapping mRNA 1B
Exons: 10
Coding region: 13-1965 (650 amino acids)
Biological process (GO): positive regulation of catalytic activity; deadenylation-dependent decapping of nuclear-transcribed mRNA; deadenylation-independent decapping of nuclear-transcribed mRNA
Cellular component (GO): P-body
Molecular function (GO): enzyme activator activity; mRNA binding
Source: RefSeq, a predicted model, not a curated record